AUGGCGAGAUUAAUUUCUAGUGAUUCUUCAUCAAUCUCACUAAUUUUUAUUAUUUUACUAAGUGUUGAUCUUUUUGGUGCAUCUUUAAGAGCAACUGCAAUCACCCCACUAAUUAAAACAGCUUGUGAUUUAUGUAAUGUAAAAGAUUUUUGCUACAAUGUUUUGGCAGAAAAUCGAGAGGCAAAUAGGGCAAUAACAAGGUUCAAUCUUGAAGAUGUUGCAAUUCAAUUAGCAUAUACAAACUACACAAAUAUUCACAGGAAGGUUCUUACAAUCACUACAAAUGAAACAAAUCCAACACUUAAGAAAAUGUACAAGCAGUGUCUUCAUCAAUAUGUACUAAUGAAAAAAGAUUUUGAGUUUCUACUUGAAACUUUGGUCAUGAAAGGUGAUAUGGGACAAGCUAUUAUUGUGGCACAGGAUGAUUUAUUUGUUUGUAUGAGUUUAUUUACGCAGUCACCAGCUUCUCCAAAUCCAUUUGCUCAGGAUAAUGAUAAUAUGGCUUCCUUCUUAGAACUUAUUAGGGAUAUUUCUUUCUACCUACUUUGA
Lycium ferocissimum is the source of this 549-nucleotide messenger RNA. RefSeq lists its product as uncharacterized. Lineage: Eukaryota; Viridiplantae; Streptophyta; Magnoliopsida; Solanales; Solanaceae. The record is from RefSeq and is a predicted model, not a curated record. Bases 1 to 549 code for a protein of 182 amino acids. Gene Ontology annotation, molecular function: enzyme inhibitor activity. The transcript has a single exon.